Molecule: messenger RNA, 1100 nt
Organism: Gadus chalcogrammus (walleye pollock)
Lineage: Eukaryota; Metazoa; Chordata; Actinopteri; Gadiformes; Gadidae
Gene: uox
Product: urate oxidase
Exons: 8
Coding region: 81-998 (305 amino acids)
Biological process (GO): urate catabolic process; purine nucleobase catabolic process
Cellular component (GO): peroxisome
Molecular function (GO): urate oxidase activity
Source: RefSeq, a predicted model, not a curated record
GGACAACCAUUUCUGUCUCUGGCUGGAGAUAGGACCGGGAACCACUGAGAACAAGCUGCAGCAACAUUUGGGAAGAGUAGAUGAUGAGUAGAAGCACCAUGGCGACUUCCUCAGCUCAGAACGUCGAAUUUGUGAGAACGGGAUAUGGCAAGAACAUGGUCAAAGUGCUGUACAUCCGAAGGAAGGGCGCCCACCACUCUAUCGUGGAACUGAGGGCCGAUGUGGAACUCACACUGAACUCCCGUAAGGACUACACGACAGGAGACAACGCAGACAUCAUCCCCACGGACACCAUCAAGAACACAGUACACGGGCUGGCUAAAAUCAAAGGGGUUGAGACCAUUGAGCAGUUCUCCCUGGACCUCUGCCACCAUUUCCUGACCGCCUUCACCCACGUGGUGAGGGCCAGCGUGUACAUGGAGGAGGCCCCCUGGAAGAGGCUGGAGAAGAAUGGAGUUGAGCAUUCACACGCAUUUAUCCUCAGUCCGGAAACGUCCCGUUUCUGUGACGUUAAACAAAAUCUAAACGAUAUUCCAGUGGUCCACAGCGGGUUGAAGGACAUGAAAGUGUUGAAGACCACCCAGUCGGGCUUCGAAGGUUUUCACAAAGAUCGUUUCACCACCCUCCCUGAAGCCAAGGACAGGUGCUUCUGCACCUCAGUCUACGCCAGGUGGCGCUACAACAAGGUGGCCAGUGUCAACUUCGACGGAGCAUGGAAAUCUGUAAAGGAGACUAUAAUCGAGAAGUUUGCUGGCCCAUAUGAUCAGGGAGAAUAUUCCCCCUCGGUGCAGAAGACCCUAUAUGACUCACAGUGUUUGAUCCUGCAAAGACUUCCAGAGGUGGAGGAAAUAGAGAUCGUCAUGCCCAACCAGCAUUACAUUACCAUUGAUAUGACCAAAAUUGGUCUUGUAAACAAGGACGAAGUGCUUCUGGCCUUGGACAACCCUUCUGGUAACAUAGCGGGGACUUUGAAAAGAAAACCAUCUGCAAAACUGUGAGGAAGAGGACAAUUAAUUCCGCUCUACCACAUGAAUAACCAUAUUUCAAUUAAAAUUAAAAAAAUGACAAAAAAAUUAAAUCUGUUGUUCUUUGGGUGAGAA